This is a messenger RNA of Jatropha curcas, 2732 nucleotides long. Its product is annotated as Tetratricopeptide repeat (TPR)-like superfamily protein. The record is from RefSeq and is a predicted model, not a curated record. Gene Ontology annotation, molecular function: protein binding. NCBI's taxonomy places the organism in Eukaryota, Viridiplantae, Streptophyta, Magnoliopsida, Malpighiales, Euphorbiaceae.
AAACCCUAGCUCUGUAUCUCUGUAGCAUGUUUCUGCUGUCUCUCUUUCCCUUUCCCUUCCACUGCAUGUAUAGUAAUGUAAAUCACAACUUUAAACAAGAAUAAAAAUACCCAUUAAUCUAAGCUUGUUAAUUUCCUCUCAAAUGGCUUAUCUCUCCCUUUCUAAACCCUUUAAAGCUCGGGUUUUUCCCAUUAUACCUAGACUCUCACUUCCCGAUUUCCUUACUCCUGUACACUUCUGCACUUCAACGCAAGAUCAAAUCUCCUCCGCCGCAGAAAUCCCGCCAGCCAAUCCACAACAAGAAUCACAAGUCGAGACCCCAAAUGCUGUUCAAGAGAAUCAAAGUCAGCAGCGAAUACCGCGAAUUCCACGAGGUAAGCGUCCAGAACCAGAAAAAUUAGAGGAUAUAAUUUGUAAAAUGAUGGCGAGUCGGCCAUGGACGACUCGGUUGCAAAACUCAAUUCGGGAUUUGGUUCCUGAAUUUGAUCAUUCAUUAGUUUAUAAUGUUCUACAUGGGGCUCGUAACUAUGAGCACGCGCUUCAGUUCUUCAGGUGGGUUGAGCGGGCUGGAUUAUUUCGACAUGACCGUGAAACCCAUAUGAAGAUUAUUGAGAUUCUGGGUCGAGCUUCGAAGCUCAACCAUGCAAGAUGCAUUCUUUUGGAUAUGCCAAAAAAGGGUGUUGAGUGGGAUGAGGAUAUGUUUGUAGUUUUAAUUGAAAGUUAUGGCAAAGCUGGGAUAGUUCAAGAAGCUGUUAAGAUAUUUCAGAAAAUGAAUGAAUUAGGUGUUGGGAGGUCUAUUAAGAGUUAUGAUGCGGUGUUUAAGGUGAUUUUGAGGAGAGGGAGGUAUAUGAUGGCUAAAAGAUUUUUUAAUAAGAUGUUGAGUGAAGGGAUUGAACCAACUAGGCAUACUUAUAAUAUCAUGCUUUGGGGAUUCUUCUUGUCAUUGAGGCUUGAAACUGCAAUGAGGUUUUAUGAGGAUAUGAAGAGUAGAGGGAUAUCUCCUGAUGUGGUUACUUAUAAUACAAUGAUUAAUGGAUAUUAUAGGUUUAAAAAGAUGGACGAUGCAGAGAAGUUGUUUGUGGAGAUGAAGGGUAGCAAUAUAGCUCCUACAGUUAUAAGUUAUACUACUAUGAUUAAAGGGUAUUUUGCUGUUGAUAGAGUCGAUGAUGGGUUGCGGUUGCUUGAGGAGAUGAAGGAAUUUGGUAUUCAGCCUAAUGCUUAUACUUAUUCGACUUUGUUGCCUGCGCUUUGCGAUGCUGGGAAAAUGACUGAGGCUAAAGAUAUUUUGAAGGAGAUGGUUGGGAGGCAUCUUGCUCCAAAGGAUAAUGCCAUAUUUAUGAAGUUGUUAUCUAGCCAGUGCAAGGCUGGAGAUCUGAGAGCUGCUGAGGAUGUACUUAAGGCAAUGAUCCGAUUGAGCAUACCAACAGAAGCUGGUCAUUAUGGUGUCUUGAUAGAGAACUUUUGUAAGGCUGAGGAGUAUGAUCUGGCGGUGAAGUUUUUGGAUAAGCUUAUCGAGAAGGAAAUUAUAUUGAGGCCACAGAGCACUUUGGAAAUUGAGUCCAAUGCUUAUAAUCCAAUGAUUCAGUAUCUGUGCAGUCAUGGGCAAACAGGAAAAGCAGAAAUCUUUUUCAGGCAGCUGAUGAAAAAGGGUGUUCAAGAUCCAGAUGCCUUUAAUAAUUUGAUCCGUGGGCAUGCAAAAGAAGGAUCUCCUGAUUCUGCUUUUGAAAUUUUAAAGAUAAUGGGUAGAAGAGGGGUCCCUAGAGAUGCAGAUGCUUACAGGUUACUCAUUGAAAGCUACUUGAGGAAAGGUGAGCCUGCUGAUGCCAAAACAGCUUUGGAUGGUAUGAUUGAAGAUGGACAUGUUCCAGAUUCGUCUGUUUUCAGGUCAGUGAUGCAGAGUUUGUUUGAUGAUGGGAGGGUUCAAACUGCUAGCCGGGUUAUGAAGAGUAUGAUUGAGAAGGGGGUGAAGGAGAAUAUUGAUUUGACGGCCAAGAUAUUGGAAGCUCUACUCAUGAGAGGCCAUGUUGAGGAAGCCCUUGGAAGAAUUGAGCUGCUAAUGCACAGUGGAUGUUCUGUCAAUUUUGAUGCUCUUCUGUCUGUUCUUAGUGAGAAAAGCAAGACCAUUGCUGCAGUUAAGUUGUUGGAUUUUGCAUUGGAGAGGGACUUUAAUGUAGAUUUUAAGAGCUAUGAUAAAGUCUUGGAUUCUCUCUUAGCUGCAGGUAAGACCCUCAAUGCAUAUUCAAUACUGUGUAAAAUCCUGGAGAAAGGAGGGGCCACAGAUUGGAGUAGCAGUGACAACUUGAUAAAGAGCCUUAAUCAGGAGGGUAAUACCAAGCAAGCAGAUAUCCUUUCAAGAAUGAUCAAGGGAGGAGAGAAGUCUCGUGACAACAAGAAAGGAAAGAAGCAAUCUUCUUUUGCUGUCUAAUUUAAAUGAUUUUGAUUUGGUUUAGAGGACCAAAAUUGGUUGAUCUUCUAUAGAAAACUAUAAGUGCUUACUUUUUUGAAAUGAUAACUAGUUUCUUUUGAAGCAGAAUAAAUUCUGAGGGAAGGAAUGCAGCAUGUUUUGUUCUCAAUCAUUUUGAGGAUACAGUGGUAUCCCUUCAAACACUAAUCCUGUUUCUAUUUGAAAUAUUGUUGAAGAGUAGAACAGUUAGCACGUUCUGAAACAAAUACUCUUAUAUAGUUUGUUUGUUACUCCAGCUUAUUAAUUUCACAAAAGAAGCAUUUCUACA